GUUGGUGCGAUAGAAGAAGUGAUAAAAUCCAAAUUUUAUUGAUUGGAAGGGCUUAUGGUGGGAUUAAACAACUGCUGUAAUAGCCUGCUACGAUAUGGCUUCUGCCCUUGAAGACAUAAAAAGAUCAAGUUUGGAUAAAGAUGCUGCAAACUCUCCGAUUCGACAACUUCCAACUUCUGAUUCGAGGCCUUUGUCUUCGAACGCGAUAUUAACAAAGCUUCAUCUACCACCGAUUGACGUGAAAGAAUCGCAAAAGUCACUGAAUACUGUGCAAGAUAAAGACAUGAUCAAGAUUUUGUGUUUGAAAUGUGAGGAAGAGGUUAAAGUUAGAGAGCUUCCAAGCCACAGGGAGUUCCAUUUCGCUUUGAGUUUAUUUAAGUACACGAUGGAAACUCUACCAUUCGGUGUUAAACAACUUUUGAAACGCCGAAGAGCUCUCAUAAAGCGGUUGAAUGAGACUGCAACCUCGGAAAACCCAGUUUCGAUAAAGAAACUCAGCAGACUGAACAUUGUCUAUGAACUUUUGAAAGCUACGAUAGAGGGAACAAAGACAAUUUCCCCAGAAGUGGAAAAUUAUAAACCCAAUAUCUGUGGCUACAGCACGCGAUUGAGCUGCGCCUUGGCUUUUGGUGUUUGUGAAGAGAGGAAUGAAAGAUGGCGGUCCAAAAUGGAAGAUCGCUAUAGUUACCAAGAUUAUUUCUGCAACGAUCCACAAAGUGGAUUUUUUGCUGUUUAUGAUGGUUAUAACGGAGCCAUUGCAGCCGAGAAGUGCGCGCGCUACUUCCACGAAAUCCUUUCUGACAAAAUUGAACCAGUUUAUCGAUCAGAUUCGUCACACAAAGAAGUCGAGAACCAAAUAGUAACAGCUUUUAAGGAAACCUACGACGAAAUGGAUAAAUUUCUACUUUUUGGUGUAAAUGAAAAUUCAAGAAAUCGUUGGAGUGGUUGCUCUGCGCUUACUUGUCUCUUAAGAGGAAAUAACCUAUAUGUUGCAAAUGCAGGAACCGUUCGCGCCAUUUUAUGCAAAGGUGAUGGCUCCGUUGUCCAGCUGUCACGUGACCAUACCCCAUUAAACAAGAAGGAAAGAAAAAGGAUAACUAAAAAUGGACAAGUGUCAACUAGUGAAAAAUCUAUCUUAGUGAAUGGACUGUUGUCGAGUACAAGAGGCUUGGGUAACCAUGGUGACCCAUCUUUAAAGUCGGUUGUCAUUCACCACCCAGAUGUCAAAUGCGUCCCACUUGACGAGUCUGACCAGUUCCUCAUUUUUGCUUCAAAUGGCAUCUGGGAAGUUUUUGAUGAACAAGAAGUUUUGCUUCUUCUUGAUGAUAUAAUACCUGAACUUGAUGUGAAAGCUGUAGUGCGAAGGAUGCAAAAAUCCAGAUCAAACAAAGCAAGUCGCUCUAGUGGAAAUACUCCAGGGAGUGAAAAAAUGAAAGAAAAUCCUCCCACUUCUGAGCCCACAGACCAGAAUAAACACACAGACAACUUAGAAAACUUUGAACCAUCAGAAGAUAUUGGAAAAUCAUUAAAAGAUACUCCUAGUAGUGGAAGAACAAUUUCCUUUAUUCGAAGAGAAGAGAAAAGUGUUGCACUGGCAAAGGCUUUGAGUGAGCGCUUGGUGGAAAGUGCUCUGCUAGCUGGGUGUAAGGAUAAUGUGACUGUGGGCGUUGUAUUGUUGAAAGGAUGCCCUUUACAAAUGUUUCUCUUGCCAUCAAUAAAUUAACAAUACCUGAUACAAUAUUAUAAACACAACACCAAAUUAGUUUAAAAGUUCUCAAUAUCUUUCAGCAUAUAUUACAGUAGAUAAUUUAGUGUGAAUUUAGGGAUAUGCCAAUUCACCAUCCAUUAAAAUUAAUACCUGAAUCAAUCAAUCCACAAAAAAAUGCUAACACAUAAAUCUGAAAAUCAAACAUAAACCAUUCCUGGAGUGGAUGAAUAACGAGCAAAAGAAAAAAAAAAGAAAAAAAAAAAAAAAAAAAAAAAAAAAAAAAAAAAAAAAA
This is a messenger RNA of Actinia tenebrosa (Australian red waratah sea anemone), 2000 nucleotides long. RefSeq names its product protein phosphatase 2C-like domain-containing protein 1. Gene Ontology annotation, molecular function: protein serine/threonine phosphatase activity. Gene Ontology annotation, biological process: protein dephosphorylation. NCBI's taxonomy places the organism in Eukaryota, Metazoa, Cnidaria, Anthozoa, Actiniaria, Actiniidae. The record is from RefSeq and is a predicted model, not a curated record.